Racocetra fulgida is the source of this 528-nucleotide messenger RNA. Lineage: Eukaryota; Fungi; Glomeromycota; Glomeromycetes; Diversisporales; Gigasporaceae. The record is from the annotation of a GenBank genome assembly.
AGCAAGAAACUGAAGAUGCAGAAGCAGAACUAAUGUCAAUGGAAAUUGAAAUUUCACCAAUUCCUUUAAACUCCAAAGGCAACUCGCGACAAAAGUCAAGAAAAAAAAACACUGAAACGCGACAGAAUGAAGUAACAGACAUGGAAGACCUAAAUGAGAUGCGAAAAUUGUUACAAGACAUUAAAGUUAAGCAGCAAACUUUUGAAGCUUUACGAAAUAACGACUUAGACAAGAAUGAACAGAGUAUAAGAGAGUUCAAAAACAAUUGUGAGAAGCGGUCUCAAGGGCUAGAAGCUAUGGUACUUCAAUUAAAACGUCAAAUAGAGAAUUUAGAAUACGAGAGGAGGUCCAUUUUGAAUCAAAGUCAAGAUUCAAUGGAGAUUAUUGCAACAAGCAGUAACAAUUCAUCGAGUAACGCUGAAGUAGCAAAAUUGAAAGACUUUGUGAAAAAGCUUGAAUGCGAUUAUCAAAAAGAGACAGAAAAGAACAAGCGUUCUGAAUCAGAAAUAAAGCAAUUACGCGAACAGG